Molecule: messenger RNA, 2162 nt
Organism: Chenopodium quinoa (quinoa)
Lineage: Eukaryota; Viridiplantae; Streptophyta; Magnoliopsida; Caryophyllales; Amaranthaceae
Product: glutamate--tRNA ligase, chloroplastic/mitochondrial-like
Exons: 13
Coding region: 75-1802 (575 amino acids)
Biological process (GO): glutamyl-tRNA aminoacylation
Molecular function (GO): zinc ion binding; glutamate-tRNA ligase activity; ATP binding
Source: RefSeq, a predicted model, not a curated record
UUGCCCAACGAGGAAAGAGAAAAACUCAGAUAAAAACAACCGAGUAAAACCCAAGAUAUCCUCCAAUAUCAAAAAUGGCCACCAUGUUAGGAACGCCAUGGAUAAGAAUCAAGGUCGUACCAGAUUUACACUCCCCUAUUUUCCGGCAAUCUUCCCUCUCUCUCCACCGCAGCUUCCGCCGUCACUUCCGCCGUGAUUUCUCGAUUUCCGCUUCUUCCGAUUCUCCUUUUCCGAGGAAGAAUGACGGCGAAAUCAGAGUUCGAUUCGCUCCUUCUCCCACCGGAAAUCUUCACGUCGGAGGCGCAAGAACUGCUCUCUUCAAUUACCUCUUUGCUAGGUCAAAAGGUGGGAAAUUUGUUCUGAGAAUUGAGGAUACUGAUUUAGAAAGAUCGACGAAGGAGUCUGAAGAGGCUUUGUUGCGUGAUCUUACCUGGCUUGGUCUUAAUUGGGAUGAAGGUCCUGGAGUUGGUGGAGACUAUGGUCCAUAUAGACAAUCUGAAAGAAACAGUCUGUACAAGCAAUAUGCUAAUAAGCUUUUAGACUCUGGUUAUGUUUAUCGGUGCUUCUGCUCUAACGAGGAACUUGAAAAAAUGAAGGAGACUGCAAAACUGAAAGGAUUGCCACCAGUAUACAAUGGAAAAUGGGCCACUGCCAGUGAUGUUGAUGUAAAGGAAGAGCUGGAAAAGGGAUCCCCAUUUACGUACCGAUUUCGUGUACCCAAGGAUGGGAGUCUCAAAAUUGAUGACCUUAUUCGAGGAGAAGUUAGGUGGAACUUGGAUACCCUUGGAGAUUUUGUGAUCAUGCGGAGUAAUGGGCAACCUGUGUACAACUUCUGUGUCACAGUUGAUGAUGCAACAAUGGCCAUUUCACAUGUUAUCAGAGCGGAGGAGCAUCUACCUAAUACACUGAGGCAGGCAUUAAUAUACAAGGCUCUAGGGUUUCCUAUGCCCAACUUUGCCCAUGUUUCUUUAAUUCUUGCACCUGAUCGAAGCAAACUAUCUAAGCGUCAUGGUGCGACUUCAGUGGGUCAGUUCAGGGAGAUGGGAUACCUGCCUCAGGCUCUGGUGAACUUCUUGUCGUUAUUGGGCUGGGGGGAUGGUACUGAAAAUGAAUUUUACACUAUUGAGCAACUUGUGGAAAAGUUCACUAUAGAACGUGUAAAUAAGAGUGGAGCUAUAUUUGACACUACUAAAUUGAGGUGGAUGAAUGGGCAGUACUUGCGAGCUUUGCCAUCAGAUGAGUUGAAUAAAGUUGUUGGAGAGCAUUGGAAGAGUAGUGGCAUCCUCAAUGAAUCCGAGGGACUGUUUAUAGAAGAGGCUGUUGCAUUGCUGAAGGAUGGACUUGAGUUAGUACCAGAAUCAGACAAAUUGCUUUCAAACUUGCUAUCGUAUCCAUUAAGUGAAACUCUUGCAAGUUCUGAAGCUAAGCCAGUUCUUGAAGAUGGGCUUUCUGAUGUGGCAUCCAGUCUCUUAGCAGCACAUGACAGUGGUGAGCUCAGUGCAGCACUCCAAGAAGGCCAUUCUGGCUGGAAAAAGUGGGUCAAGGGUUUUGGGAAUUCAUUAAAGCGCAAGGGUAAAGCCCUCUUUAUGCCCCUCCGAGUGUUGCUGACAGGAAAGCUCCAUGGUCCAGAUAUGGGAGCUAGUAUUGUUCUGUUGCAUCAAGCGGGGACUACUGGUAUUGUAAAUCCUCAAUUUGGGCUCAUAACAUUAGAUGAAAGGUUCAAAAUGCUUCGGGAAUUGGACUGGGAGUCAUUUAAAGCAGACUCUUCUGCACCCGAACCAGCUACCACUGCAGCACUUUGAGAUAAAAUAGAAUUUGGCACUUUUCCCUAUUUCCACAGCCAAGUUUUGCAAUUUUGACCUCGAAGAGUAGCGAUGCCUAUUUUGCAGCUUCAUUUUACUAGGCUUUUGUAUUUGAAACUGGUUGAUAGAAAUUAAAACAUAUUGAAUCUCAAGUAUUACACAUUUACACAGCAAUUGGCUGCCUGGUUUACGACUUACGAGUACUGACCUGUCAGUUGUUCAGACUUAUAUGUUUCAGACAAUUCUUGACGAUGUAAGGUGAAAAUGUGAAAUUGUGUAUACAUGGAACUUUCCAUACCUCCACAAGUGUUUGGUAGAACAUCAGAGCAAGUGAUGGCGAAUUGGUAACAACCGAUCUCA